AUGAGCGCCUCAGGACCCGCCGUUGGUAUCGACCUGGGUACCACGUAUUCAUGUGUCGGUAUCUUCCGCGAGGAUCGAUGCGACAUCAUCGCCAAUGACCAGGGUAACCGAACUACUCCUUCGUUCGUUGCCUUCACUGACACCGAGCGUCUGAUCGGUGAUGCCGCCAAGAAUCAGGUCGCCAUGAACCCUCACAACACUGUCUUCGACGCCAAGCGAUUGAUUGGCCGCAAGUUCAACGACGCCGAGGUUCAGGCUGACAUGAAGCACUUCCCCUUCAAGAUCAUCAGCGACAAGGGCGGCAAGCCCCUUGUCGAGGUCGAGUUCAAGGGCGAGACCAAGACCUUUACCCCCGAGGAAAUCUCUUCCAUGAUUCUCACCAAGAUGCGUGAGACUGCCGAGAGCUACCUCGGCACUACCAUCACAAACGCUGUCGUCACUGUCCCUGCCUACUUCAAUGACUCUCAGCGUCAGGCUACCAAAGACGCCGGUCUCAUUGCCGGUCUCAACGUGCUCCGUAUUAUCAACGAGCCUACUGCUGCCGCCAUUGCCUAUGGUCUCGACAAGAAGGUCGAGGGUGAGCGCAACGUCUUGAUUUUCGACCUGGGCGGUGGUACCUUUGAUGUGUCUCUCCUGACCAUCGAGGAGGGUAUCUUUGAGGUCAAGUCUACCGCUGGUGACACUCACUUGGGUGGUGAGGACUUUGACAACCGUCUGGUCAACCACUUUGUCAACGAAUUCAAGCGCAAGCACAAGAAAGACUUGUCCACCAACAGCCGUGCUCUCCGUCGUCUCCGAACCGCUUGUGAGCGUGCCAAGCGUACCCUUUCUUCCUCCGCCCAAACCUCCAUUGAGAUUGAUUCUCUCUUCGAGGGCAUCGACUUCUACACCUCCAUCACCCGAGCCCGUUUCGAAGAGCUUUGCCAGGACCUCUUCCGCUCCACCAUCCAGCCUGUUGACCGCGUUCUUGCUGAUGCCAAGAUUGACAAGAGCCAGGUCCACGAGAUCGUUCUCGUUGGCGGAUCCACCCGUAUUCCCCGUAUCCAGAAGCUCAUCACCGACUACUUCAAUGGAAAGGAGCCCAACAAGUCCAUCAACCCUGACGAGGCGGUUGCUUACGGUGCCGCUGUUCAGGCUGCUAUCCUGUCUGGUGAUACCAGCUCCAAGUCCACCAACGAGAUCUUGCUCCUCGACGUUGCCCCGCUCUCGCUGGGUAUCGAGACUGCAGGCGGUAUGAUGACGAAGCUCAUCCCUCGCAACACCACCAUUCCUACCAAGAAGUCCGAGGUCUUCUCCACCUUCUCCGACAACCAGCCCGGUGUGCUCAUCCAGGUCUACGAGGGUGAGCGCCAGCGCACCAAGGACAACAACCUGAUGGGCAAGUUUGAGCUUACCGGAAUUCCUCCUGCUCCUCGGGGUGUUCCCCAGAUCGAGGUUACAUUUGAUCUCGAUGCCAACGGUAUCAUGAAUGUUUCCGCUGUUGAGAAGGGCACCGGCAAGUCCAACAAGAUUAUCAUCACCAACGACAAGGGACGUCUGUCCAAGGAGGAGAUUGAGCGCAUGCUUUCUGAUGCCGAGAAGUACAAGGAGGAAGAUGAGGCUGAAGGCCGCCGCGUUGCUGCCAAGAAUGGUCUCGAGUCUUAUGCCUACUCACUCCGCAACACUCUCAGCGAUUCCAAGGUUGACGAGAAGAUUGGCGCCGAGGACAAGGAGAAGCUGACCAAGGAGAUUGAUCGUAUCGUUGCCUGGCUCGACGAUAGCCAGCAGGCCACCCGUGAGGAGUAUGAGGAGCAUCAGAAAGAGCUCGAGGCCGUUGCCAAUCCCAUCAUGAUGAAGUUCUACCAGGGUGAGGGCGGUGCUCCUGGCGGCAUGCCCGGCGGUAUGCCCGGUGGUCCCGGCGGCUUCCCAGGCGCUGGCGGUGCCCACGGCGGCGCUGGCGGCGAUGACGGUCCCACUGUCGAGGAGGUCGACUAA
Messenger RNA from Ustilaginoidea virens, 1974 nucleotides. RefSeq lists its product as uncharacterized. Gene Ontology annotation, biological process: cellular response to unfolded protein; protein refolding; vesicle-mediated transport. The coding region runs from base 1 to 1974 and encodes 657 amino acids. Gene Ontology annotation, molecular function: ATP binding; heat shock protein binding; ATP hydrolysis activity. NCBI's taxonomy places the organism in Eukaryota, Fungi, Ascomycota, Sordariomycetes, Hypocreales, Clavicipitaceae. The record is from RefSeq and is a predicted model, not a curated record. Gene Ontology annotation, cellular component: nucleus; cytosol; plasma membrane. The transcript has 2 exons.